This is a messenger RNA of Trichoplusia ni (cabbage looper), 626 nucleotides long. RefSeq names its product ATP synthase mitochondrial F1 complex assembly factor 1. Gene Ontology annotation, cellular component: mitochondrion. Lineage: Eukaryota; Metazoa; Arthropoda; Insecta; Lepidoptera; Noctuidae. Gene Ontology annotation, biological process: mitochondrial proton-transporting ATP synthase complex assembly. The transcript has 4 exons. Bases 1 to 600 code for a protein of 199 amino acids. The record is from RefSeq and is a predicted model, not a curated record.
AUGUGCAUAGACAAACAAUUCUCAUCAGUCUUAAAUCCAAAAGAAAAAUUAAAAGAACCCAGUGAGGCAAAAGGGAAAGCUCUGAGUGAUAUAUUUAAACUAGAACUUGUGGAAGAUAAAGAUGCUAGAGAUAUUCAAACCAUCUGGGAGGAGUACCACAAGAACAAACAGGUCAUAUCAGCCACUAUUCCCAGAGACACAUAUGCCAACCUGCAAGACAAUAUGAAGCUAAGCCCCACAUUUCUGUUCCCGCUGCCUCGUUCCCAAGGCUAUGAGUUUGUUAUGUGUCAGAGCUAUGGCAAUACUGUACAUUUUACACCUCUGCUGGCUUAUCAGGUACAUAAAGAAAAUGCGCCCGAAUGUCUUACUAUGGUGCACUACACAGAACUUGCUGAAAAGGGUAUUAUUCUGAUGCGUGGCGAAUAUGACAAGAAUGUACUUGAUAGCCAAGAAGCUCAAUGUCUAGCAAAUCAGUUCCAGAUGUACUAUAGUGGGAAAGAUGCGACAAAAUUGCAGCUUCUUCAAACAUUUACCAAGAAUCCUGAUACAUUCAAGCACAUGGACCUGAUAGCGCAAUUAGAAAAUAUUUCUUUGUCCUAAUUAGAAUAAAAGAUGUUAAUGAUAAA